Molecule: messenger RNA, 3912 nt
Organism: Solenopsis invicta (red fire ant)
Lineage: Eukaryota; Metazoa; Arthropoda; Insecta; Hymenoptera; Formicidae
Gene: msl-2
Product: E3 ubiquitin-protein ligase MSL2
Exons: 4
Coding region: 179-1477 (432 amino acids)
Cellular component (GO): MSL complex
Molecular function (GO): ubiquitin protein ligase activity
Source: RefSeq, a predicted model, not a curated record
GCGAACUCGCCGAUAAAAUAUGGCGUAUGUUUUGUUUGUGUGCGCGAGGAGGAUGGUUACGCGCGGAGCGUACGACGGCGGUUGUAAAGUUUAGGUCUUAAUAUUUCGCGAUCGCGAAAGGGUGAGCAGGUAGCGAGGGAUCGCAUGAGUUCGGGCGCGGCAAGUGGCGCGUGACGCGAUGAACGCGACGAGCCUGUACGUGUCGACGUGUCGACUGGUGCUACAGGCGGACGCCGACGACCCCAACUCCUGGACGGAUCUCUACAGACUGGUGCCGUAUCUGCGACAGAGUCUCAGCUGCACCGUCUGCUCGAAUCUACUGAUCGAGCCGCACACGCCGACCGAGACCAACUGUCAGCAUCACGUGUGCCGCGGCUGCCGUGGCGGCCGCAAGAAGCUGAAGCCGUCAUGCGGCUGGUGCAAGGACUACGACAAGUACGUGGAGAACGUGCAGCUACGGAUACUGCUGCAGUGCUACAAGAAGCUAUGCGAGUACCUAACCAGCACCGGCAUCUAUCGCACCCUGUUGAUCACCGUCACGUCCGCGAACAAUGCCACCACCAACGCACCGUCCACCAUCGGUGCCACCAGCCUGAUGGAGCUUAUCCAAGAAGGCGCAGGUUUCAAGGACGAAUUCAAGAGCAACGCCGGCCUGUCCAAAUCCGCGUACAGUAUCCUACCGUGCGUUUAUACCAGUACUACCUCCACUCAGACGCAGGGGAAUAGUAUCCAGACCACCGAGGCCAUGUCUCAGAGUAUACCUGAAUCACCAACGAUUCGUACAGUAUCGAAUGGAUCCUCCAUAUAUUCCGUGAUGUACGCUGGAUCUGGUAAUAAAAUUACGAUAAAACGGAAAGCGGCAGCUACAGAAGACACAGAGAACACUGGGCAACAGGAGACUGAUGGAAGUCAGCACAGCUCUGUAGGAGGGGUAAAAUGCAUUCCGUCUUCCCACCUUAAAUAUGGGACCCCUUCUGAGAAAAAAUCUUCAAAGAGCAGCAAACAGUCCUCGGGCAAUUUUAAAAAGCCAAGGUCAAGUUCUGCCAGAAGUAAGAGAAAAGGAUGCAGAUGUGGUAAUGCCACUGCAAUACCUGGGAAACUCACCUGUUGUGGUCAGAGGUGUCCUUGUUAUGUGGAAAGUAAACCUUGCGUAGAGUGUAGAUGUAGAGGUUGCAGAAAUCCUCAUACGGCAGAUGGAUUAAAGAUCCGUCCACAUAUACCUGAACUUCAUAAUUUACAAUUACAACUGUCUACUUCUUUGGAUUGCGACGCGUUAAGUGGAGAUCCUCUAGGAUCCGUGCCGCAGUGUCUCUCUACAUCUCCUACAACGAUACAAGUGUUAAAUGUGUAUUCUACUCCAAGACUAGACAUUGACAAUGUACCACAGAACUUACCCGCUGCCUUGUUAGUAGGGGAAGAUGCUAUGAUAAGUACUGAAAGUGAAGCGGAAGACAGUGAUAUACAAAUUGAUGCAUGACAAAGUAUGUAAACAGAUAUCGCGAAGGACCAUACCAUACAGUGAUUAUCAAGGUGUGACACUGCGUCUUAAUAAGCAAAGACACAUUAUGUAAAUAGCUCAAUUAGAACAAAGUUUUAACAGAAACAAUUACGAAAAUCAAAAACAUAAUUACGAAUUUGCAAGGGUAAAGUAAUUUAUAGAAAUAUCGUAUAUAAAAAAUGGGGGUUUACAUAUGAUUUACUAUAUUUGAAUAUUUGUAUAUUUGUAAAUAUUUUAUUAUAAUAUUAAAAAUGCAAAUAUUGAAUUAGAUACUAUUAUUAUAUUUAAUUAGAUUCAAUUAAAUAUUGGAUGCUUAAUCAUGAUAACAGUCAAUUUUGCCUAAUAUUAAUCACUGUUAUGAUUUAGCAUCUAUUAUUUUGUUACAUAUGAUGUGUUAUAUAGCGCUUCUAAAAUUAUAUGAACAUUAUUCGAUUAAAGCCUGAUUUAUGCAGAUCGUAACCGUUAACUUGUGUCGAAACUAGCAAGGUUUAAUAUUGUGGAAUUUCAAUACUUUCGUUCGACAAGUCGGUCUGCAUAAAUCAGGCUUAAUUGUAUAGUAUAAAAGGCAAGUUUCAUAGAACAUGAAAACAUUUUCUACGUAUUGAUUGACUAUAUAUUACGAUUCCAAUAAUUAUAACGGAUAAAUAUGUUUCCUUUAUACUCUGUAUAUUUAUAAUGCUGAUGAUACAAUUAUACACAUUUUUUGUGAAUACACAUAUACUAAAGUAUAUUUUUGGUUGAUCUAUAAAUGCUGAACGAUAUUUAUUCAUACGUUCAACAAUUGUGAAUUUAUAAUAAAUUAGCUUAUUGAGACCACAGAUAUACGAAUUAUCCAUGAGAAUUGUUUGAGCUAACGCGAGUUAAAUUAAAAUACGCAAAAGCCAAUAAAUUUAAUAUUUACGCAUUAAAAAAUAUCUCGUUCAACUUGCCAGUUGUACAUACAAUGACAAAAAGAUCGUUAUCUAUUUUGCAUACUUUUUACUAUCUCUAAGUAUAAAUCAUAAAAAAUGUGAAACAGUAAUCUGUUAAAUUAUACAAUUUAGGAUUGCAUCGAAAUAAUAAUAAAUAAUGUACGUGAACCGCGUAUAUAUUAGAUAUUAACAAAGAAUCUAAAUAAAUCGAAAAGUGAGGAGGUCUAUACGUAAUAUGGAAUAUAAAAAUUGUUUAUAUUAUUUUAUAGGAAGUCACAAUUUUAUUUAGAUAAACGUAAAGUUUUUAUUUGCCUAAAACUUGAAAUUGAAAAUGGUUUCAAUAGCGUUACUAUCAGUGUUGGAUUUAUCAGUGGGCAAUAUAGGUAUUGGCCUAGAACAGAAAUUUUUUACUAUUUUUAAUAAAAAAAUAUUAAUAAAAAUAUAAUUUUGUUGUCAUAUUUCAAGAAAAGAAGAAUAAUUAUUUUUAUAUACUGUAUAUUUAAUAAUUUUUGCUUUUUUUUAAAGUAAUAUUCUUUAAUAUUUUAGUAUUAGUUAUAAUUUAAAUUACAUCAAAAAGAGUGGCAAACAAACUAGUAAGCUAUCAUUAUAUAUAUUUUUUUCUGAUAUAUAUAUGUAUAGCAGAAAAAAAUAAAGUAUAUACACAUAUACUUUUACAACAAAAAUAUAUUUUUUCUUCCAGUAUAUAUAUACAUACAGAUACGUGUAUAUAUACAUAUAAGUGAAUAAUUUUUCUUUUGAGUUGUACUGUAUAUAUUUAUGUGCCUACAGAUUGCAAACAGCUAAAUCCAACCCUGAUUAUUAUAUAUAUUACAUAAAGCUUAUUUUUUUUAUUACCCUAAAAGGUAUUCAAAGAUUUGUAAACUGUAUCUAAAAAUAUUUCUGUUGAAUCAUUUAUAACUUAUGAUAUAGAAAUAAUAUGAAUAUUAUAGCAAAUUUCGGAAUAUCAUUCUAUUCACGCGAGUAUAAUUCAAUUUAUUGAUCACUCAUUAAUGCAUACGAAACAUUAGUACAAAAUUACUAAAUAUAUAUAAGGUACUUUUUAUUUUUGCGGACGACUAUAAGUGCGUGUGUACGAGCGUAUACGUACGUGGGCUCUUUUAGAGCAUUUGUGAAUUCAUCCAUCAAUUAGUCUUUGUAAUUACAACUAAAUACAAAUGACAUACAUUUUUCUCUCCUUUCACAAUAGGAUAUACUUUCAUAGUAUGUAACUGUGUGAUCUCAUAGCUAUAUCUGAUGGUAGUCUGCGAUAAGAAAAUUCAUUGAUCGUGCAAAGAAAAAAAAUUUGUGAAGUAAAUGCACAAAGUGUAUAGAUUAAUUCCUCUUUAAAUAAAAAAAAAAAAAAUAAUAAAAAACGAAAAGAUUGGUACAUAGCACACGAUCACAUACACGUUAUAUAAAAAUAAGGCAAUAUACAAUAAAACUCAAGAUAAAAUUAAUAAUAUAUUGUAUUUUUAUACAUAUAAAAGUUAAUAUCAAGUUGCA